Trichomonas vaginalis G3 is the source of this 222-nucleotide messenger RNA. RefSeq lists its product as uncharacterized. The record is from RefSeq and is a predicted model, not a curated record. Bases 1 to 222 code for a protein of 73 amino acids. The transcript has a single exon. NCBI's taxonomy places the organism in Eukaryota, Parabasalia, Trichomonadida, Trichomonadidae.
AUGGAAUUUCUCACAGUCGAAUUUCUUGGUAGACAACAAAAGUUUAUCAUCAAUUGUCGCGCCGAAGGUAUGACAUAUAGUCAAACUAAGCUUGCAUGGGAGGAAGAAUACCCAGAUCUCGGAACUUUAACAUCCAAUCUCAUUGCUACUGCACUUAAAAGAGCUGCAUUAGGUCUAUACUGGGAAAAAGGGAAUCAUGGCGGUGCAGAUCCAUACCUGUAA